Molecule: messenger RNA, 2323 nt
Organism: Striga asiatica
Lineage: Eukaryota; Viridiplantae; Streptophyta; Magnoliopsida; Lamiales; Orobanchaceae
Source: the annotation of a GenBank genome assembly
AUUUUUAUCUUUUUCUCACAAUCUCUCAGAAUCUUUCUCAUAAUAAUUGCAGGUGAAAAUGAGGAAGACAACAAGCUGUCCAGCUAACACACUCGAUUUUAUGGAGAAUCAUAGUCAAAAGAGCCACAGACGAGAGAAAAAUGAAAAGCAAAACGAAAAGAACGAGUAUUUUAAAUUUCUUUGGCUCGAAAGUCUUGUUUAUUGGACUUUCUGCAAGAAUUGGACAAUACCCAGGGUUUUGAUCCUUGACUAAGAGGCAUUUUAGUUUCUAUGAUCCUACAUCUCAAAAGAUGUAUUUUUCAUUCUUUUUAUGUUCCCAAGUGUUUUAUAAACAUCAUAAGAUUCUUUAUUCAGUAUGACCUUCACACAGCUUCACUAAUACAUUACAUUACAUGAUUUUUCAAGGAGACGCGUUGUAUGCUUUGAGGACUUCACUUAAUGCUUCAGCCAAUCAGCUCCAGGAUUGGAAUCCCAAUCAAGUGACUCCCUGCACUUGGUCGAAAAUUACGUGCGGCGCAAAUAACAGUGUAAUAUCAGUGGUCCUGCCUUAUUUGGGAUUCUCUGGAACCAUGUCACCAAGAAUAGGGGAACUAAAGGCACUUACGACACUCGACUUGCAAGGAAAUGGCAUAACUGGUGAACUACCCAAAGAGAUUGGAAAUUUGACAAGCUUGAGUAUGUUGAAUCUCGAGAAUAACCAGUUAAUUGGAGAAAUACCGUCUUCCCUCGGAAAUCUCCGGAAGCUCACAUUUCUGGUUUUGAGUCAAAAUAAUCUUUCCGGAUCAAUUCCAGAAUCACUUGCGAGUCUUCCAAACUUGACAGACGUCCAAAUUGAUUCAAAUAAUCUCAGUGGGAAAGUACCUGAGCAGUUGUUUGAGGUUUCCAAAUAUAAGUAUUCAUUUGAGUUUGCUUCUUUCAGUUUGUCCGGGAACCAUUUGGAUUGUGGAAUCAAACCUUUUCCAUCUUGUGAAUCUAUACAUGCAGGUCGCAAACGUAAACCGAAGAUCAAUAUGAUAGUCGGAAUUACCGUUUCACUUGGGGUUAUUCUCAUACUUGGAAGUUACCUCGUAUUCAUUUGGUGGAAGGGCGGGAAAAGAGGCCUUAGGGGAGACGUUUAUGUUGAUGUUUCAGGUGAAAUUGACCGGAGAAUCGAAUUCGGUCAACUAAAGAGAUUUUCCUGGCGGGAACUGCAACUUGCUACGGACAACUUUAGCGAAGUCAAUGUUCUCGGGCAAGGUGGAUUCGGGAAGGUAUACAAAGGGGUUCUUUCAGAUGGCACAAAAAUUGCCGUGAAGCGCUUGAUGGAUUACAAGAACCCAGGUACCGAAACAGCUUUUCAGCGAGAAGUCGAGAUGAUAAGUGUUGCCAUCCACAGAAACCUUUUAAAGCUCAUCGGCUUUUGCACUACCCCUACCGAGCGCCUCUUGGUUUACCCUUUCAUGCAGAACUUGAGCGUCGCAUCUCGCCUCCGAGAUCUUAAACCGGGCGAGCCCGUUCUGGACUGGUCGACCAGAAAACGAGUGGCGCUUGGCACGGCCCGCGGGCUCGAGUACCUUCACGAACAAUGCAAUCCAAAAAUCAUCCAUCGCGACGUGAAAGCCGCGAAUGUUUUGCUCGACGAGGAUUUCGAAGCUGUCGUGGGCGAUUUCGGGCUGGCCAAAUUGGUGGACGUGAGAAAAACGAACGUCACUACUCAAGUGCGCGGGACAAUGGGCCACAUUGCCCCCGAGUAUCUUUCCACCGGGAAAUCAUCUGAGAAAACGGACGUGUUUGGGUUUGGGAUGAUGGUUUUGGAGCUCGUGACCGGGCAAAGGGCUAUAGAUUUCGGUCGGUUGGAGGAGGAAGACGAUGUUUUGUUGCUUGACCAUGUGAAGAAGCUGCAGAAGGAGAGAAAAGUGGAAGAGAUUGUGGACCCUAAUUUGGGUAAGAAGAGUGAUGAUGUGAUGAAUGAGGUAGAGAUGAUGAUUCAGGUGGCUUUGCUGUGCACUCAGGGGAUGCCGGAAGAUCGGCCGGUUAUGUCUGAGGUUGUGAGGAUGUUGGAAGGUGAAGGUCUGGCGGAGAGGUGGGAGUUGUGGGAGAAUACGGAAGUGAGGAGGAGGGUAGAAUACGAGAGGUUGCAGAGGAGGAUCGAUUGGGGUGAGGACUCGGUUGGGAUGCUGGACGCUGUCGAGUUAUCUGGCGGCCGAUGACGGGUUCUGCUUAUAAGCAUUUCUCUUUCUUUCUCUCUUGAUAUAUCAUGAAUUCUUGAUUGUUAACCUUCUUUGGUUCAUCAAUAAGUGUAUGUCUACCAUCUGCAUGUAUUUCUCUCUCUCUCUCUUUUUUU